ACUUGACACCGCUGUGUCGGGACAUCGACGAGAGGACGUGCUGCUUGCCUCUUGCCGUUCCCCCGGGUUGUUUUGGCACCGACAAAAUAACCUCCCCAGUUCACCGCCGGGGUCGCUUCCCCGAACCCCCUCCCCCUGCCCCCGACCACGCGAGGUUGGUCUCGCCAUGAGCCCGCCCGAUCACCCGACCGCCCGUCACCACCUCGCCCAGCCCGCCUGAAAUUUCACUCUUUGACCUGGUCUCACGCAAGGUCGAAAAGCGUUGACUGAGUGCUGGCACCCUCGGCCGCACUGUCGUUGGGACUGGAACCGAGCGGGGAUCGAUUGACGGGCGAUCGCCUGCGGUGGACUUGAUGGACUUCCCCCGGGGCCUCCCCGACAACCCGGCGCAAGCCCGUCGGGCUAUCGCCGCUGCCGCGCUCGCGAAUCCGACACCUCCACCCCCCGUUCCGAGCCUUCGAGAUGUGCCCUCAACGUCGAAUCUCUCGGCGGGCCAGCCCGCCUCGCCCAGCCAGGUGCUUGCUAUGGCGCGAGAGGCGAUGCGGGUCGCCCACGAGAACGAGGCCAAGGCAGCCGAGGCCAGCGGCGUCGCCAACACGCUCAAGCCCGGCUUGACCGUCGACCUGAGUAGGAAGAAGAUCCAGACGUUGCCGGAGGAGAUUGUGGACAUCAUAAAGGAUGAAUUGGAGCGCCUUGCAUUAUCGCACAAUUACCUGCAAACCUUUCCCGCCAGGUUCUCCGAGUGCACAUCCCUGCGGUAUCUCAACGUCCGGCAGAACAGGAUCAAGGAAUUCCCUCUGGCGCUCUGCGAUCUCAAGUCGCUCGAAAUCCUCGAUCUUGGCCGGAACAUGUUGCAAGUUCUCCCGCCUGAGAUCGUCAAGCUUUCAUCUCUCAAAGUGUUCUCGAUACCGAAGAACAAGAUCACCCACCUGCCGCUGUGUCUAGCCGAUAUGCCAUCGCUCUCUGUGGUGAAGUUUGAAGGGAAUCCGCUGAAGUUCCCACCGCCAGAGGUACUACAAGUGCAGGGAGCUGGCGGGCAAAACGAUGGCGCUUCAAAGGAGAAUGAGUUGACCGAGGUCGCUGCCACGGCGCUUCUCAAGAAGUUCCUCAAGCAAGAGGCCAGCGGCCAAGCCGAAUCACCGGCCGACGGCGCGUCGGAGGGCACCGAAACACCCCGGCCCACGAUCAAGCGAGUCUUUAGUGGCAGAUUCCCGAUCAAGGUCAAUGGGAACGAGCUCCCCGACGUCCGAUCUCCGGCUCUACCCCGGCCACCGCCGAUACCAACCCGCUCGCAUUACCGAGGGCUCUCGCAACAAAACGCGGCGCAGCGGCGGCCAGGGGUCAUGCCGCUGACCAUUGGCAACCCCAAUGAGCGAUUGCGCAGUAACUCGGAGACCAUCAUCCAGACCUCGAGCCGCGAGCGAUCCGAAAGCAGGUCCCGGCGGAUGGGCAUGGUGUCGAAGCGGUCUGAGCUCAGUACGCUGGAGGAAAUCGACGUCACCAACCGCUUCAGCCACUACCGCGGGCUCAGCCAUGGGUCCGCAAUGCAGGGCAACGGGGCAGCCAUGCAGGUGAAAAGCCCCAACAUGGCUAGUCCGGCCGAGCCAGCCUUGCAGCGGCCCGUGUACGUUCGCAGGCUGUCGGUGCUGCCCGAACGACGCCGCGAAUCCAAAGUCUUCGACCCGGUGCUGGAGGCUGCGAAAGGCAUCCUAUACUCCAUCUUCCAAAUCCAUCCCAUGAUCCAGACGCUGGUCGGCCUGACGAACGACGGCACGUCCCGAAGGUCGAACCUCGAGAUCGUGGUCUACAAUACGAAUGCCCAUGUCGAGCAACUGGAAUUGGAGAUCCAAAGACACGACCAGGCGGCAGACGACGGAAUUGGCCAGAAAGAGAACGAGAACGUCCAGCGAGCCUGCCUCACCCUCAUCAACGCCUACACCCACGUAUGCUCGCUUCUGAUGAGCAACGUCGACCUCCUCCUGGACAACGGCGAUCCGCGGUAUAUCCGCACGAUGCUGACGCACCUCUACAAUAGCGUCAUGGAGCUGCGUGUGACAUGUUCUCAGGGGGCUCCUCCGGAGGGCGCUCAGAGGUCCUUCCCCGCCGUAGCUCGACCCGACUUCGGCGAGACGAUACGGCCUCACUCUCGUGAAAACUCGGUUACGCCAACCGCUGAUCGGGCGGCUGCAAACGGCAGACCGCGCAACGGUACAUUCGUCUACAACCCGAGCAAUCUACGAGUGGCAACGGAUGUCUCGAUGCCGUACGCCAACGGCGCCGGCCGCCCGCCGAUGGUGAGCGCAGCGACGCCACGGUCCGGCGAGUCGUUUGCAUCGACCAGCACGACGGGCACCCGCAACCUCACGGCCGAUUUCACCGAGGAAGAUCGCAUCUUUGAGAGGAUAUUCCUGUCGCUCCAAAAGACGACGGAACUGGUCAUGCGCGUCUUGCCGACAUUGAACACGCAGUUCAUGUCGUCGAUGCGGGCGGCCGCCGCCCAGCGCUCCGCAGACCAUCUCGUCCAAUCCUGGCGGGCGCUCGUCGCUAAGUGCAACACGUCCAUCCAGCAGACCGAGGUGCUCAAGGCCAGGCUGUCGUCCAUCAAGCUGAAGGAGCCCGGCAUCCGGACGCAGUCGGCCUUCUGGCGCCUGUGCAACAGCUUCAUCGACUCGUGGUACGUCCUGAUCAAGAAGAUCAUGCAGUUACAAAACGACAUCCAGCUGCCCGUCGACACCAAGACGCGCCUGCGGCCCAUCCAGCAGAGCAUGAAGGAGACGUGCGACCUGAUGAUGUCCUCGCCGUGGUCCUACUUCCUGCGCCAGCCCGGCGCCGAGCCGCUCGCCAGCCCGUACUCGGCCGGCGGCGGCGGCGGCGGCAGCGCGCAGGCCCCCUCCGCCACGCCGGUGCCGCUGCCCAUGACGCCGCAGAGCGCAGCCCUGGGGCCGGCCGUCCAGGCCACGGUGCCGUCCACGCCGCAGAGCGCCACGUUCUCGUCGGCGUUCUCGGGCGUCUUCGAGCGCGACCGCUCCGAUACCAUGCUCUCGAUGGGCACCGUUGCUAGCGGAGGAGGAGGAGGCGGCGGCGUCGGCGGUGGCGCGUUUGGCAAUGGCGGCAUGCCGGCGUCGCGCAGCGGGACUAUGAAUUCCAGCUCGACGGCGAGCCUGACCACCGCCAGUCUGAACUCGAUGAGCAGCGUGGGGUCGCACGACGGGGUGCUCACGCCGUCGUCGGCGCUGAGUCCGGGGGGACAGGGACCGCUGGCGCAGGCGGGCUUUAGGUUUGCGAGCGGGGGGGGGAAUAUGAAGGUGGGCGGAUAUUAA
This is a messenger RNA of Thermothielavioides terrestris NRRL 8126, 3320 nucleotides long. RefSeq lists its product as uncharacterized. The record is from RefSeq and is a predicted model, not a curated record. Bases 354 to 3320 code for a protein of 988 amino acids. Gene Ontology annotation, molecular function: protein binding. NCBI's taxonomy places the organism in Eukaryota, Fungi, Ascomycota, Sordariomycetes, Sordariales, Chaetomiaceae. The transcript is spliced from 3 exons.